CUCGGCGGGGAGCGGACGGGUCAUGGCGGCUGGGGGUCGGUGAGGAGGGAAAAGCAGCGGAGCCGGUGAUGUUCAGGGCCCUGUGACCGCUCGCGGAAAUUUUUUUAAAAAUCGCUUCCAAGUAACUCAGCAGGUCUCAAUGGUUGGGAAGGGUGUGAAGCGGAAACGCCAUGCCGAUGGAGGUCUGGAUUCCUGUCAGAACCUUGCCGACUGUCCGCAAUCCUAUAGCCUCAAGCGGCAGCUAGUGCUCAACACCUCACUGAAUAAGAUGCAAAGUGGGCGGACACUGCCGGAGCUGAGUCUCCGGCGCACUGUGCUGAUUGCCAACACCCUGCGGCAGAUUCAGGAGGAGAUCCGGCUGGAAAGCAGCCAACUGGUGUCUGCCAUGGCCUUAGAUGCUGGGUGCGUGGAAUUGGGCAGUCAGCGGGAGCCCCCGCCCUCGCGGCUGACCACUGAGAGCCACCCGGCUGGAUUUGGUGAUGGCCUUGAGGACUACAUGUCUACUGCUUCCGAUGAGGACUUCUCCCUCUCUUCCACCAUUAACUCCAUCCUCCGGGACCUUGACAUUGUUAUUGAUGGGAGCCCUUCACAAUCACCCCUGCAGGAAAAUUUGGACUCAUCAGAGGCAAUGGACACAACGGCAGAAGAAGGAAACAAAGAGGAAAUCCAUACCCUGGAGCCUCCUAGACCUUUGGAGUCCGUGUUCGGCAGCUUUGAGAUCAUGAGCUCCAGUUACCUCGUAGGUGUGACCUUGGAUGACCUUUUCCUUGACAUUGACACCUCUGUGUGUGACUGCGACGCGGCUGCGGUGGGGCCGGCUCCCAGUGGCCGGGUGGCACCCCCUGGUGUGGUUGAUGACCUGGCCAAGACCUUCUCCUCAUGCAAUUCCUCUUCUUCGCUGGGAGCUAAUCCAAGCUUAAGAACUGACCUGAAUGACCUGGAUCACAUCAUGGAGAUCCUGGUCAGCUCCUGAGGAGCUACCUCACUGUGACAGGCUACUGACUGACCUCCACAAGCCAAAGACACCCUCGCUAUCAGAGGGACGCAAUCCUGGCACAGUCCCAUUGCUCAAUUUCUACUCAGGGCUCCAAAUCAACAUGGGGCAACAUUUCAAAUCAGUGUAUACAAUUUGGGGAGUUAGGGGCUGUAAAUAGAUGUAAUUUUUAUCAAUUGAUUUGGGCCCUACCAACAUCAUUGAACAAAUAUGCCCCUGGGCAGCUGCACAGGGCCCUAUGAGAGACAGAUCAAAGUUACUCCAUAUUGUAUCCUAGAAAUAAGGUUGAAUUUUUUUAAUUAAUCAUUGCGCUGAAAGUGUGUGUGUGUGUGUUUUCUGUGAAUUUUGCUUUUAUUUGUCCAGGAGCUGGAUUUGAAGUUUUUUUUUAUUGAGAUUAUACAAGGGAAGAGUUGUCCUUUUUGAGCCUACCUCUGUUUUGAAUGUGAAGCAACAAAAUGUGAUGUUAGACGGUGGGGGAACUGGAAUGAAGCUGCUCCUGGAGUGAAGCCACUGGGUCUCCAUUGCCACUUGCCAGUUAUAGGGGAGGUGGCUCAGGAAGGCUUAUCAGAAGUGGACGUGGUUUCAAACCAAAGGCUUUAGAUUGGUGCCUGCCAGGUGAAUGUGCAACUGAUGUAGUGUAUAAUCUCUGCAGUUUCUGAGAUGAGUAACGGGGCCAGGCUCCAAAUGUCUUGUAAUGCUGUUGUUUCAAGAUUUGGCACAUUUGUUGUCCAGCUUUUGAGACCAGUUUCCUGCUUAAGCCCCUCUCCCCACCGAUGCUCCAAACUUGCACUGUGGACAUUUUAAUCUGCUAAGGGGCAUAGAAAGUUUAUUGUAAUGAAUCCCUGCCCCCACAGUCAUCUUGCUGCUGUGGUCCUAAGCAGUCCUAUGCCUUAAUGCUCUCCCUUGCAGUGGGAAUCUGGUCUGGCUGCCAAAAUUUCACCCACGAGCCUCCCAGCCUCCGGAGGAUUCCUAUUCGAAUGGAGUCAGCUGCGUACAUUGCCUUUUCUGAACUCAAACUUGCCGUCCGCUACCGGUGCGAUGGAUAAUGGUUGAAGGUGGACUGUUUGAAGGCCACUGGUAUUGACAGAGACUGAUAAGCCCUUGUCUGCAAAAGCCUUUAUUCAGCUAACUAGCCAGUUCCAACGGGUACAGUGUAGUGGUGUGGAAGUGACCCUGCACUGAUCCUUAGUCGCUGUUUGUGUUUUUGUUUGCCACAGAAUGUUGAUAUACUUCUACCUGCAGAAUAUAAGGUGCAAGAUCUAAAUUUCACGGGGUGGAAGAUCUUCCAAUUCCCCAGGUUUUGACACUUGCUUUUCACUGCAGGGGGUGCUGUACCAUUCAGUAUUGUUUAAUAAUAUUUAAAGCGUCUUGAUUUAUUUUCUGAUAUAGGUAGAUAUUAAGAAUAUGGACACUGCUGUAGAAGGUUAAGGUCCCUUUUCAGUUUUUAUAUGUGAAGAUAGGUUAAAUAGCCAUAUUAACUGAUUGGUGUUUCUUGACCGCACUAUAGGCACAGUUAAAUAUUUUUAAUCUUUGUUUCCUAGCGGCACAUUGCAUGGAACAGAGUUUUACAGUAAUCUGAGUUGAAAUUUUGUACUUUAUAUAAGCCACGUAAUUUGUUGUGUUUAUUUGUGGGGGGAAAUGGGGGACGGUGCUGGUUAGGGUUCUGAUUAAAUAUAAAUUUAACGAGGAGACGAGGCUCGGCUUUCUGAGCCAGUCCUAGAAUGAUCUGUUUCACGAGGCAGUGAUUUUAAAAACAAGAUUGUUUUUUCAGCCAAUGCUCCCAGACACCACAGUUCAUGUGGUGCUUGGUUUGAAAUUAAAUGGGGGUAUCCAGUGAGGGUGAUUUUUUUCAUCUAUAGUGAGUUUUGUAUGGCAGCAAUCGCAAAUCAUGAAGCAACACAAGUGUUUUAACACAGAGUGAGGAAAGUUGCCUCCUAGCAUCAUUAGUGACCAACAGUGAGAAUGUGACCCACAACCACAUGGGUUGCUGAACUGAUGUGUGCAUGCUAGAGAUUCUAGUUAAUGGCUUUACCAUGUUGGAAGGGUUCAUUGAAUCAUUCUUCCAGCAGCUGUGCUGUCUCACUUGCUCACCCUGCCCUGGCCCUGCUGAUUUUUACCUUCCAUACACUUGGGCAGUACAGUGACUAUCAUUUUUGGGAGGGUGAAACAAUGGAGAAACUAGGUGCAUGCUUCUCGCUUUUAUUUAUUCUGUCACUUUAUAUUAUAUUGGUUUUGCACCUGUUAUCUGAGGAUACUGAGCAGAUAAUGUGAUUUCUAAUGAAACUCCCACUUCCCAACUACAGUCUUCUCAUUCACUGUUCCCGCAUAAUGAAGUCUCAUUUGAUGUCCUGUGGCCUGAAUCUUGAAUCCUAUUUUAAGCCAUGUUUUGAUUGUAUAACUUUUUUUCUUUCCUACUCCACUUGUCAUUGAAUGUUUGUUUUUUUUUUAAUCUUCGGCACAAGCCUCAAUUGUACACACGAUGCUCCCUCUUAUUGUUAACGGGCUUUUGAAUAAUUAUAGGCAAAUUCAUUUUACAACGUUGGCAAUUCUGAACUUGUAACCUGCAGUGUUGAGGCCCUUAUUGAAUUGGAAUUCCGGUCUCUCUCUCUCUCUCUCUCUCUCUCUCAUCUACAGCAUCUGAUGUUUAGUUUCCUUUCUAGUUGGCCACUUUGCGACACUACCUGCAUUUCAGUGUUCAAAUAUUUGAGAGACCUCGAUGCCUAAAAAUUUGGUGCCGAGUUUAGCACCUCUGCCAGACUGAUAGCUGCUUCCCACGUGUGGGAGGGACUGCACACUUAAUGUUUGUCUGUAAAGCUCACUUUGUUCUAUGCAAGUUUUAAGCUUCUUAGCACUGAAAGGAUUUUUUAAAAAAAAUUUUUGUUUAAAGAUGUUUAAUCAUGGACACGAGCAGUUGGUGAGUAUGCGUUUGUCCUCCCCCAAACCACACUUCAGUUUGGCUGAAUGUUUAAAAGUUUUCACCUGUUUAUUUUUCAUGGUGCACUGAAGGGUUGUCCAGUAAGCAUUUCUUUAAAGGUAGGGACUACCUUGCGCAUCUGCUUUUGAUAGAAGCAGGUCUUGAAGUGGGAAUUCAACCAGUAACAACGGGAGUGUGGUGUUGGAAGGGGUUGGCAGGAACCUGCUGUUAAUCAAUAAUCUUGGGAGUAUCAUUAAUCACUGGUUUAAUGAUUGGUUCUGGCAGUGCUGAGCGUGUCAGUGCAGGCUAGCAAGCAAAGAAGAGUGCUUCUUCUUUUCCUGCUUCCAGUCCAGGUUGCACAAACUGACCUGACAUGCGGCUCUUCUUUAUCCCGUGCCAAGGCAACUGUACUCCGCAGUGUUUUGGAAUGGGCUUUCCUGCUGUGUAAUUCUGAUCAGUCACUGUGGAGGCUGGAGAAGGAGGACGUGCUGUACCAGCCUCGCCACUCGAUCGACACCAGAAGCUCAAGAUUGUCUGGCUAAGGAAGCACUCAGCAGGUCAGUCAGCAACUGAAAGAGAUGGAUAGGUUGCUCUUUUGGGUGUGACUGUUCAUUAAUCGAUCUCUCUUCCCCAAGCUGACUGAUCUGUUGCGUGUUUUCUCUGGGCGGUAAAAGCUAAUUCCAGACCACCAGAAUUUCUGGAAUUCAAAUAGGGAACUUAACAAUUAUCCUUUCAUUGCAAUAUAAGGGUCACAAGUCUUAGAACUCUUAAAGCUAACUUACUGUAGGAUGGCAACAGUUAAAAGCCUGUUUUGAUUAUGUCAGUUCUAUAUUGGGGAGAGCAGGUAGUUCAGAAAAGUCUUGUGCGUGUUAUGUGUAUAUAUAAAUGUAUAUGGAAAAAAAGACUAUCUCAUUAAGGGAGAAUUGUGAAUUUUAUUUAAUGUUAAUAGUUAUAUAUUUAUGGAAAUGUUUAACACAGGAAGUUUUGCUUCAAUGCAGUAAGUCUUUUAGAGUGAAAUUACACAUCCUACCUGUAAACAGUUCCACAUGAACCCAGCACAGCUGUUAAACACAGACCUCUAGGGAAAAAGCAGUGGAUUUGAGAGUUUGUUAUUUGGUCACAGUUCCUCCUGUCUGAAAGGCACAAAGGUGCUGAAGUAUGGCUGCACUGGGGCCAAUUGCCCUCUAGACUCUUCCUGCAUGACCCCAGCCUAUUUAAAGAGGGAUUGGUGCAUCUCAUGUCCCCACACAUGCACUUUCCAAUAAAGAUUGCUGAACAGACCUCAUGGGAACUGUUAACUUUUCUGUUAUAAAAGCCUCGAAUACCAAGGUUUCCUGCCACUGAGGGGAGAUUUACUAACUCCCCUGUCUUGAUUAACCUGGUUAGCCAGUGUCUCCAGCUCCAAAGUUUGCUGUUUGAUGUUUGUAUCUACAGGUAAGCCUUGUUCCCCAUUGGGGUGAGGACAGUAAAAAGGACAGUGACUUUGGAUGUGAGGUCCUUGUUAUUUGAGCUGUUAAUGAAGGACCUGGUUGGUGCCAGCAGAUGUGCUGCGGUUUAGCGUGUCAAGCAGACUGUGGUGCUGCUCAAAUGUCUAUGCAAUUAGUCCAAUGAAAAUGCAGGUAUUUACAUUUUCUUAAAAUAAAAUUUUUAAAAUUA
Molecule: messenger RNA, 5564 nt
Organism: Carcharodon carcharias (great white shark)
Lineage: Eukaryota; Metazoa; Chordata; Chondrichthyes; Lamniformes; Lamnidae
Product: SERTA domain-containing protein 2-like
Exons: 2
Coding region: 140-973 (277 amino acids)
Cellular component (GO): nucleus
Molecular function (GO): transcription regulator activity
Source: RefSeq, a predicted model, not a curated record